AUGUCAAAGUCAUUUUUGAUCGGCUUUGGCUUAUUGGCUAUUGUCACCACAAUUUUACAGUUUUGUCCGCUUCCUAUCUCAUUUAAUCUCCUCUGCUUUUCACUGGUUCCUAUUUACAUCGGGUCAAUGCGGUCAAGAAAAUUAUCCCCAUUCUACCAUGGCUCUAAUGAAGAAGAACAAGAAAUCGAGCCCCUUGAUGCUGCUGAAGCUUUGAGAUUUCCAUUGGUGGCUGCAGCUGUUCUUGUAGGCCUUUAUGUCUGCAUCAAAUAUAUCAAUCCAGAAUUGGUCAAUUUCCUUCUAUCAAUAUAUUUCCUUAUCAUAGGAAUUUACUGCUUAAAAUCAUAUAUUUACAUUUAUUUCAAGAACGUAAAAUAUUGUGAAAGCACUUUUAAAUGGACCAAAACUAUCUGCAUCCCUUAUUUUGUCCCUAAACCAGAAAUCCUCGAAGUUACUAACUUCCUCCCUAGAACAAAACCACUUGAAAAACCCUAUUUUUUGGCUAAAAGAAGAAGCAAACAUUUUUUAUAAAAAAACAAAAUAAUAUAUGAAGAGAUAAUUAUUAUAAUGAAAUCUCUAGAAAAUUCUGUUGAAUUUAAUCAAUUCAAAUUUUAAAAGAUAAAUAUAGGAAAUUUAAUUUAAUUUUUACUUUUCAAAUGUUCUUGCUCACUCACAGAGGGGAUUAAGCAAGACAUAAUUUCAUAUUUAAUUGCUACACCUGUAGGCCUACUAUAUAUUUUUACAAAAAAUUGGGUCCUCAACAAUGUAUUUGGAAUUGCUUUUACCAUUCACGCAAUAGAAAAUAUGCCUUUAGGAUCAUUUAAAGUUGGCUAUGGGCUUUUAGCAGGUUUAAUCGUAUAUGAUGUUUUCUUUGUAUUCGGUACUGAUAUCAUGAUAACUGUAGCAAAAUCAAUUGAUGGACCUAUUAAGCUGCUGUUCCCUAAAGCUACUGGAGAUUUUUCUAUGAUCGGACUUGGUGAUAUUAUUUUACCUGGGAUUUUUAUAGCAUUAGCUCUCCGCUAUGACUUAUUCAGAGAAAAUAAGAAAGAAAUGAAAGAGCAAAAGCUUUAUUUUUUCACAACUGUUGCAGGAUACGCAAUAGGGAUUUUGAUGACUAAUUUAGCAAUGGUAUUGAUGGAAAAAGAGCAGCCAGCACUUUUAUAUUUAGUUCCUAUGUGUUUACUAUCAACUGGAGUUAUGGCAUUGAUCAAAAAAGAAAUCCCAAUGCUAUGGAAAUACAAGGAAGGAGAAUAA
Messenger RNA from Blepharisma stoltei, 1251 nucleotides. NCBI's taxonomy places the organism in Eukaryota, Ciliophora, Heterotrichea, Heterotrichida, Blepharismidae. The record is from the annotation of a GenBank genome assembly.